Molecule: messenger RNA, 942 nt
Organism: Orycteropus afer afer
Lineage: Eukaryota; Metazoa; Chordata; Mammalia; Tubulidentata; Orycteropodidae
Product: olfactory receptor 5AP2
Biological process (GO): sensory perception of smell; G protein-coupled receptor signaling pathway
Cellular component (GO): membrane
Molecular function (GO): odorant binding; G protein-coupled receptor activity; olfactory receptor activity
Source: RefSeq, a predicted model, not a curated record
AUGAAAAAGGUCCAAGGUGGGAAUGAAACAGAAAUGACAGAAUUUAUUCUCUUAGGACUCUCAGACAACCCAGCUCUACAAAUUAUCCUUUUCGUAUUGUUUCUGUCAAUUUAUAUGGCUACUAUGGUAGGCAAUUUGGGGAUGAUCAUGUUGAUUAAGAUUGAUCCUUGUCUCCACAUCCCCAUGUACUUCUUCCUCAGCAGUCUUUCCUUUGUUGAUGCCUCCUACUCUUCUUCUGUGACUCCCAAGAUGCUAGUAAACCUUGUGGCUGAGAAUAAGGCCAUUUCUUUCAAUGGAUGUGCUGCCCAAUUUUACUUCUUUGGCUCCUUCCUAGGGACUGAGUGCUUCCUCUUAGCCAUGAUGGCAUAUGACCACUACGCAGCCAUUUGGAACCCCUUGCUAUACCCAGUUCUCAUGUCUGGGAGAAUUUGCUUCUUACUUGUGACUACCUCAUUCCUUGCAGGCUUUGGGAAUGCAGCCAUCCACACAGGGAUGACUUUUAGAUUGUCCUUUUGUGGAUCUAAUAGGAUCAACCAUUUCUACUGUGACACUCCACCCCUGCUUAAAAUCUCUUGCUCUGACACCCACAUCAAUGGCAUUGUGAUCAUGGCCUUUUCCAGUUUUAAUGUCAUCAGUUGUGUUGUGAUUGUUCUUAUUUCCUACCUCUGCAUCCUCAUUGCCAUCUUGAGAAUGCCUUCAGUAGAGGGCAGGCACAAAGCCUUCUCCACCUGUGCCUCCCACCUCACUGCUGUCACCAUAUUCUUUGGAACAAUUCUUUUCAUGUACUUGCGCCCAUCAUCUAGCUACUCAAUGGAGCAGGACAAGGUUGUUUCUGUUUUUUAUACAAUGGUGAUCCCUAUGUUGAAUCCCCUGAUCUACAGUUUGAAAAAUAAGGAUGUGAAAGAAGCUCUAAAAAAGCUCUUACAGAAAAGCAUACUGUGA